Messenger RNA from Blepharisma stoltei, 396 nucleotides. NCBI's taxonomy places the organism in Eukaryota, Ciliophora, Heterotrichea, Heterotrichida, Blepharismidae. The record is from the annotation of a GenBank genome assembly.
AUGACUGUAACGAAAGACGAAAGAUUUAACACAGGCGUUAUCUUAAAUCUUGCAGCAGUUUUCGGCUGGAAACAUUUUAUUAUCAUCUACGAUGAAGAUAAUUUAGGGACUUAUAAUUAUUUUGUGGAAAAAAUUGCAAAAAAUAACAUGAAAAUUGCAAAUAGUCCUGAUCUUCGAACUAUGGACAUGUUCUACACUAGAAAUGAUUAUCCCAAAUGAAAAAGCUGAUUUGCUAAAAUAAUUAGCUUAAAAGUGAGACUUUUUUUUAUCAUUUUAACCCCUCCCUUUUGAUUUUAUAUAGUUGAAAGUUUUUACGACGCAGGAUUAAGAAGGGGUGACGUUUUAUUUUUAUCUGAUGCAAGGAUGGCUUAUUCUAUUUUUGGGAAACUGAUUUAG